Molecule: messenger RNA, 1127 nt
Organism: Melospiza georgiana
Lineage: Eukaryota; Metazoa; Chordata; Aves; Passeriformes; Passerellidae
Product: A disintegrin and metalloproteinase with thrombospondin motifs 9-like
Exons: 9
Coding region: 1-1107 (368 amino acids)
Biological process (GO): extracellular matrix organization
Cellular component (GO): extracellular matrix
Molecular function (GO): metalloendopeptidase activity; zinc ion binding
Source: RefSeq, a predicted model, not a curated record
AUGGGAGCUGCACUCACCUUGUGUCCCUCCCUGCAGUGCUCGGUGUCCUGCGGCCGGGGCGUCCAGCGCCGCUCCGUGCAGUGCCACAGCAGCAGCAGCAGCAGCCCCAAGGAGGCCGAGUGUGACCCGGCCAGCCAGCCCCCUCCUCAGCGGGACUGUCACCUCCCCCCGUGCCCCACGCACCGCUGGUCAGCCGGGGAAUGGCAGGCGUGCACCAAGACGUGCGGGGAGGCGUCGCGGUUCCGCGAGGUGCUGUGCGUGGACGAGGAGGAGCAGCCGCAGAGCAGCGGCCGCUGCGAGCCCAGCGAGCGCCCGGCCGAGGUGCAGAGCUGCGCGCUGCCGCCCUGCGAGUACAUCUGGAUCACCGGAGAGUGGUCAGAGUGCUCCGUCACGUGCGGGAAGGGCUACAGGCAGCGCCUCGUGUCCUGCAGUGAGAUCUACACCGGGAAGGACCACUAUGAGUAUGGCUACCAGAACAUGGUCAACUGUCCUGGCACACAGCCCCCCAACAUCCAGCCCUGCUACCUCGGAGAGUGCCCCAUCUCGGCCUCCUGGCGCGUCGGCAACUGGGGAAGCUGCUCUGUCACCUGUGGAGUUGGGGUCAUGCACCGCUCAGUGCAGUGUUUGACCAACGACGACCAGCUCAGCAGCUUGUGCCACGUGGACCUGAAACCUGAAGAGAGGAGGACAUGUCACAAUGUCCAUGACUGUGACUUACCGAGGAGUUGCAAAGAUGUUAAAAAUCUUGAAGGUGUCACUGAAGAUGGUGAAUAUUUCCUGCAAAUCAAAGGAAAGACAUUAAAGGUGUAUUGCUCUGGGAUGCAGACUGACAGCCCAAAGGAGUAUGUGACCCUUGUAAACGGGGAUGCAGAGAAUUUUUCAGAGGUGUAUGGAUACAGAUUGCAUAACCCGACCGAGUGUCCGUAUAACGGGAGCAGACGAGAAGACUGCCAGUGUAGGAAAGAUUACACAGCAGCUGGGUUUUCCUCCUUCAGCAAACAACUGAUUUACAGUUUGCACAGACACAUGAUGGACGACCUGUUCCUUAUGCCACUGCUGGGGACUGCUACAGCGCUGCCAAAUGCCCGCAGGGUCGAUUCAGCAUAGACCUGUAUGGGACAGGCCUG